CUGGCCCCGUCUGCCUUGCUCGCGAAGUUGUCCGGGGGCCGGGGAGAAGUUGGCGGCGCUGGGCGGAGGCGAGGGCGGUGGGGCCGGGCUGCUCGCUCGCGUCCCUGCCGGCCAUGGCGUUCCGCAGGCGGGCUAAAAGCCACCCGCUCUUCAGCCAGGAGUUUCUCAUCCACAACCACGCUGACAUCGGCUUCUGCCUGGUGCUCUGCGUGUUGAUCUCGCUCAUGUUCGAGGUUACAGCUAAGACUGCCUUCUUGUUCAUCUUACCUCAGUAUAACGUCAGUGUGCUGACGGCAGAUGGUGAAAUUGUUCUUUAUCACUACGGGCUGAAGGAUUUGGUCACAAUCCUCUUCUACAUCUUCAUAGCAAUCAUUCUGCAUGCUGUGGUGCAGGAAUAUGCGUUGGAUAAAAUUAACCGUCGACUUCAUCUUUCCAAAAUCAAGCACAGCAAGUUCAAUGAAUCUGGACAACUGGUAGCAUUUCAUCUUGCUUCUAUGGUUUGGUGCUUAUAUGUAAUAGUAACAGAAGGAUAUUUAUCAAACCCCAAAAGUCUGUGGGAAAGCUACCCUCAUGUUCAUCUCCCGUUCCAGGUUAAGUUUUUCUACCUUUGUCAGCUAUCCUAUUGGCUGCACACAUUGCCUGAAUUAUAUUUCCAGAAGGUGCGGAAGGAAGAGAUUCCACGUCAGUUGCAGUACAUCACCCUUUAUCUAGUGCAUAUAUCAGGAGCAUAUCUCUUAAACCUCACACGCCUGGGACUAAUCUUGAUGCUGCUGCAGUAUGUAGCUGAAUUCUUCUUCCACAUGGCUCGUCUUUUUUAUUUCACAGAUGAAAACAAUGAAAAGUUGUUUAAUGCAUGGGCAGUAGUUUUCGUCAUCUCACGGCUUUUCACCCUCACCCUUUCCGUGCUGGUCAUUGGCUUUGGGCUGGCUCGGGUUGAGAACCAGGCAUUUAACCCUGAAAAAGGAAACUUCAACACUUUGCUUUUCAGGAUGGGCGUGUUGCUUCUGGUGUGCUUCUCACAGGCCUGGAUGAUGUGGCGCUUCAUUCAUUUCCAGUUGCGACGCUGGCGUGAAUACUGGAAUGAGCAGAACACUAGAAAAAGGGUUCCAGCCACUGUCCACUUCAAACAACAAGUAAAGGCAAUGAAAAGGGAAUCUGGCUACCAUGAAAAUGGAGUAGUAAAGGCAGAAAAUGGUACCUCACCACGAAACAAGAAACUCAAGUCUCCGUAGAGCCAAAGCACAGCCUACAUGGGAUGUUUGAGGAGGAGACAGAAGGUGCAAGAGUGAGGACUCUGGAAAUAAGAAGCACCUUCCCCUCUUUUGUUCUCACAAAGCUCCACCUCAAGUGAUGUGUCCACAUAGUGAACCAACCUCUCUCUCUCCUCCCCCAUCCCCAUGUCUUUCUGUCUCUGUCUCUCUCUUUGCAAUAACCAAAAGGCCUUCAUCCUUGACAGCGGGGCUUAGGAACACCAAAAGCUUUCCCUUGCCCUGUUG
Molecule: messenger RNA, 1496 nt
Organism: Candoia aspera
Lineage: Eukaryota; Metazoa; Chordata; Lepidosauria; Squamata; Candoiidae
Gene: TRAM2
Product: translocation associated membrane protein 2
Exons: 11
Coding region: 114-1232 (372 amino acids)
Biological process (GO): SRP-dependent cotranslational protein targeting to membrane, translocation; protein insertion into ER membrane
Cellular component (GO): endoplasmic reticulum membrane
Source: RefSeq, a predicted model, not a curated record